Momordica charantia (bitter melon) is the source of this 1551-nucleotide messenger RNA. The record is from RefSeq and is a predicted model, not a curated record. NCBI's taxonomy places the organism in Eukaryota, Viridiplantae, Streptophyta, Magnoliopsida, Cucurbitales, Cucurbitaceae.
AUGUGCAAGUUCGGUCGGAAAGUAGCAUCAACAUUUGGCGCCGUCUAUGGGAACCGGCAUGACAAUAAGCUUUUUGCUCUAAGAAUGGCUGAAGGCAACGGUUCCCAUUCUGGAAGUAACGAGAAUGACAAUGGAGAUCGCGACCUGCCUAAUGGCAGGCGGGGAAGGGAUGAUCACCCACCACUACCAAGGAAACCGAAGACUUGUUUGACACUUCUGAGAAGAGAGUUGGUCAGCGAGUUAAAGGGAAACUUGAAGAAAGUUGUGAGAGCUACAGAGGAUGAUGAACCUGACGAACCGCCCUUCGUCCAAGACAUCUUAGAUGCCCCCAUCUCGCAGAAGAGCGGAUUUCCAACCUUCAACAAAUACGAUGGGACGAAGGAUCCCGUCGACCAUGUGGAGACCUACGAGUUCAUCAUGGACUUUCACGCGUACUCAGAUGCGAUGAAGUGCAGAGCUCUCUCUAUAACUCUGCAGGGGCCAGCAAGGAAGUGGUUUAGACUUUUGGCUUCCUACUCGAUCUCGAGCUUGAAACAGCUUAGAAAGGCUUUCAUAGCCCAGUUUGCAGCCCACAAGGACGCGAAACACUCAGACACGGAUUACAUUAAGCGCUUCCUCUCAGAACAGAUCAAGGUUGAGACUUGCACUGACCUACUAGCUCGGUCCGCCUUUUGCAAUGGCGUGACACAUGAGAAGUUAAGUUGGUCACUGGCAAAGAAGCCCGAGUUGACCUUGAAGGGAUGCUUGGAUAGAGCAACGAAGUUCAUCGAGGCCGAGGACAUCAUGAUGUCCAAAGAAGAUAAGUAUUCAAGGAAUGGCUCGCCUUCCAAAAUCGAGAAGAAUAAGGACAAGAAGAAAAAUGGCAACGGAGGAAAUGGCAGGGGGAACUCUUUCUGUUUGAUCCGACAAGGCUACUUCAAGAAGUAUGUCGGUAAGCGAGACCGAGAAGAGACCUCGAAUCCUUCUAGCAGCAGAAAGGAACAGAAGAGAGAAAGGUCCAAAACCCUACCCAAGCGAGAGGACCAACCUCCUAUGAUCCACACAAUUCCAGGGGGGUCAAGCGAUGGCCAGUCAGGCCACAAAAGGAAAGAGCUGGCCGGAGAGGCUGGCCAUGAGGUCUGUAUGUUGCAGCCAAAACAGCAGUCCUACCCAAUCAUCUUCUCUGAUGUCGACCUCCAGGGUGUGCACUUCCCUCACAAUGACGCAUUGGUCAUUGCCCUCCUUAUUGAUCACAUUACCAUGCGCAGGGUCCUCAUAGAUGGUAGAGCCUCAACAAAUAUAUUGUCUUUAUCCACCUACAAAGCACUCGAGUGGGGCCGCGCUCAGCUAAAGAAGAGCCCAACACCGCUUGUCGGGUUCUCUGGAGAAAGUGUAACCCCUGGAGCUCCCCAUCUCGCUAAGGGAAGGCGAAACUCAGGUCAGCUUGGUGGUCGAGUUCGUGAUCAUCAACGGCAAGUCGGCUUACAACGCCAUCUUUGGUUGACCGAUUCUACAUGCCCUGGAGGUCGUGCCGUCGACAUUCCACCAAAUGAUGAAAUAUCCUACUCCUAA